Molecule: messenger RNA, 1560 nt
Organism: Corticium candelabrum
Lineage: Eukaryota; Metazoa; Porifera; Homoscleromorpha; Homosclerophorida; Plakinidae
Product: cytosolic Fe-S cluster assembly factor narfl-like
Exons: 1
Coding region: 50-1486 (478 amino acids)
Biological process (GO): iron-sulfur cluster assembly
Cellular component (GO): cytosolic [4Fe-4S] assembly targeting complex
Source: RefSeq, a predicted model, not a curated record
UUAUCCCGGAUGUUACAGUGCUGGCGGAUUAGUCCGGUUUCUCUCUUUCAUGGCGCAAUUCAGCAGCGCUCUUCGUCUCACAGACCUGGACGACUUUAUCGCGCCGUCUCAGGACUGUAUAAAACCGGUCAAGGUCGAGCGACUGCCCGGAUCCAAAGCGGGCAAACUUGCGAUCGAAAACGACGGAGAUUACUACCAAAUCGACGAGCAGGGAACGAAGACGCCACUCCCGAAGGCCAAAAUAACGCUCAACGACUGUCUCGCAUGCAGCGGGUGCGUGACGUCGGCGGAAACGGUGCUCAUAAGGCAACAGAGUGGAGAAGAAAUGUGUCGCGUGUUGGACGAGAGUCUGGCGGCACCUCCCGAGAGCUGCGGGCAUCGUUUUCCCGUCGUCUCGCUCUCUCCGCAGUCUCGGGUGUCACUCGCCGCUCGCUACGGGCUGACACUGAAAGAGACCGAGGAGAAACUGACGACCGUUUUGAAAGGGUUUGGUGUUGCGAGGGUGUAUGAUACCACAGUAGCCAAUCACGUCGCUCUGAUUGAAAGCGGGAAGGAAUUCCUGCGUCGUUAUGGCGGCGACGUGACGUCAUCACCGGGUCCGCUGCCUAUGUUGACGUCAUCGUGUCCCGGAUGGGUAUGUUAUGCUGAGAAAACUCAAGGAUCCUACGUGUUGCCGUUCAUUAGCACGACGAAAUCGCCUCAACAGAUUAUGGGAUCGUUAGUGAAGGAUUAUAUAGCCGACAUAAACGGCGUACGUCCGAAUAGUGUGUACCACAUUGCAGUGAUGCCGUGCUAUGAUAAGAAAUUGGAAGCGUCGAGAGACGAUUUCUAUAACGACGUUUUUCGGACAAAGGACGUCGACUGUGUGGUGACAUCGGUCGAGAUCGAGCGGCUACUGGAAGACAAACGAAUCGAUUUCCUAUCUGUAGAUGCGACUCCUCUAGACACGCUUCCCGGGCACAUCCGAGAGAACCCGCAGGAUCACUGUGGUGGGGGAUCAGGGGGGUAUCUAGAGUUCGUGUUGAGGUACGCUGCAAGGGAGGUGUACGGUCACACGCUCGACAAAAUCACAUACAAAACAGUGAGAAACGUCGACUUCAAGGAAACGACUCUUGAACUAGAAGGAAAGCCGGUGUUCAAGUUUGCGGCCGCUUAUGGGUUCAGGAAUAUUCAGAACGUCGUGCAGAAGAUCAAACGGAAUAAAUGUUCGUAUCAGUUUGUCGAGCUGAUGGCUUGUCCUUCGGGUUGUUUGAAUGGUGGAGGUCAGAUCAGACCGCAGGAGGGACAGAAUGCUAAGGAUCUCGUGAUGAGACUCAACGAUGUGUAUGCGAUGGCUGACAUGGUGGAUCCCUUGACGUGUGGGGGCGUGUCACGAUUGUAUGCAGAUUGGUUGAAUGGAGAGGACAGUGAGAAGGCACAGAAGUGCCUACACACACAGUACCACGCAGUCGAAAAGAUAGAAAAUGCGUUUAAUAUAAAAUGGUGACAUUUUUAUAGAUUUAUAUCUGCAGACUUGACAGUGGCUUGUUAAUAUUAAUGCAAAGUUAUUUUCUCUGUCUA